Messenger RNA from Oryctolagus cuniculus (rabbit), 3901 nucleotides. RefSeq names its product zyg-11 family member A, cell cycle regulator (gene ZYG11A). Lineage: Eukaryota; Metazoa; Chordata; Mammalia; Lagomorpha; Leporidae. The record is from RefSeq and is a predicted model, not a curated record. Gene Ontology annotation, cellular component: Cul2-RING ubiquitin ligase complex.
CGCGCCGGGCGUUUCAAAAAGCCCCUGAGGCGCGUCCCGGCGCCAGCCUCUCGCGCGCAACUUCUCGGGUCGCCGCCGCCUCUCAGCAGCCUCCGGGCGCCGGCCGACGCCAGCCGGUGUGCAGGUUCCGGGCCCAGGCCGCUGUCCGCCGUCCGCUGUCCGCCGUCCGCUGUCCGCUGUCUCCCCGGGGCGCGCGCGCGGGCGUCACCAUGGUUCACUUCUUGCACCCGGGCCGCUCGCCCCGGAACAUCGUCCUUCCCGACGCCCAGAAGGAUGCCCUGGGCUGCAGCGUGGUGCAGGAGGAGGCGUCUCCCUACUCUUUGGUGACCAUCUGCCUGAAAUUCCUGAUUGCCAACUUGGAGAAGUUGUGUUCUGAAAGACCUGAUGGAACACUGUGCCUUCCGGAGCCUUGGAGUUUUCCUCAGGAAAUAGCUGAUCAGUUCCUUGGGUUGAUGACUUGGCAUGGCAAGCUGAAUGAUAGAACAGCAAGCAUUUUCCGAGGCAGCCAGAUGAAACUGAAGCUGGUCAAUAUCCAGAAAGCCAAAAUCUCCGCAGCUGCUUUCAUAAAAGCCUUCUGCCAUCAUAAGCUCACUGAAGUGGAUGCUACUGAAGUAGAAUGUGACCUCCCAAUCCCCGAUAUUUUAAGUGGACUUUGCAGCAAUAGCUGGAUCCAGCAAAACCUACAGAAUCUCUUCUUGGGCUCAGCAAGUAUGCCUCAAGAUUCAAGACUGUUCUUUGGUCAGCUCACUGGUCUUCGCGUUUUAAGUGUUGUCAGUGUCGAUUUUCAUAAUGGAGACCUGGCUAAUGUUUGUCAGUUACCGAAACUGGAAAGCUUGGAUAUCUCCAAUACUCUGGUCACUGACAUUUCUGCACUCCUUACCUGUAAGGAUCAUCUGAAAUUUCUCAGCAUGCAUUAUCUGAAAUGCCUGACCAUGACCGGACCACAAGUUAUUUCAGUCAUUAGUAAACUCAAUUGUCUGCUUCACCUUGAUAUUUCUGAUCAUAGACAACUCAAGUCUGAUCUAGCUUUUCAUUUGCUACAGCAGAACGAUAUCCUGCCUAAUGUUGUAUCCUUGGAUAUAUCUGGGGGCAGUCAAAUCACUGAUGGAGCUGUAGAACUGUUUGUACGACAGCGGCCUGCUUUGCGUUUCUUGGGACUGUUGGCUACGGAUGCUGGUUAUUCUGACUUCUUUACCACAAAGCAAGGCUUGAGGGUUGCUGGAGGAGCCAAUAUGAAUCAGAUUUCUGAAGCACUGAACCACUACAGGAAUAGAUCAUGUUUUUUCAAAGAAGCUCUCUACAGGCUGUUCACAGAGACAUUUUCAACGCAGGUAAUCAUGCCUGCAGUUUUAAAGCUUGUGGCUAUAGGAAUGAGGAACCAUCCACUGGACUUGGCAGUGCAGUUCACCGCCAGUGCUUGUGCCCUCAACUUGACUCGCCAGGGCCUGGCCAAGGGGAUGCCUGUUCGUCUGCUGUCAGAGGUUACCAGUCUACUUCUCAAAGCUCUGAAAAAUUUUCCUCAAUACCCCCAGUUACAGAAGAAUUGUCUUCUCUGCUUAACCAAUUCCCGGAUUCUUGCGGAUGUUCCAUUUGACAGAUUUUAUGCUGCAAAGUUUGUUAUGGGAUGGCUGUGUAGGCAUGAAGACCCCAAGAUGCAAACAAUGGCAGUGAGCGUCAUCUCUAUUCUAGUCCUCCAGCUCUCACCUGAGAGAAUUUUACAGCUUAAAGAAGAGCUCUUCUCAGCAAUUAAGGAACUGCUGGUGAUAUUAAAACAAAAGACUACUGAGAAGUUACAUGAUAUCACCUUCUUGUUCACUUUGAAAGCACUUUGGAAUCUCACAGACGAGUGUCCAGCUGCAUGCAAGCACUUUGUUGAACAUCAAGGAUUGCCCAUCUUCAUUCAAGUCUUGGAGACUUUUCCGGAAUCAGCAAUACAAAGCAAAGUACUUGGUCUUUUGAACAACAUUGCCGAAGUCACAGAGCUCUCGUGCGCACUGAUGAGCAGCGAGGUGCUGCAGCAUGUCAGCAGCUUACUCCACAGCAAGGAAAUAGAAGUCAGCUAUUUUGCUGCAGGUAUCAUAGCCCAUCUGACAUCCAACAAGCAGCUCUGGAAAUACCGUGGCCGUCAGAGGAAAACUGUUCUCCGAGAUCUGCAUGCAGCCAUCCAGAAUUGGCCAAGUUCAAGUUGUAAGAUGUCAUCAUUAGUGACCUACAGAUCCUUCAAGCCUUUUUUCCCACUGCUUGGCAACUUCUGUCAACCAGAGGUUCAACUCUGGGCACUGUGGGCCCUGUGUCAUGUCUGUAGUAAAAACCCCAGCAAAUACUGCAAAAUGCUUGUGGAAGAAGGAGGAUUUCCGCUUUUGUGCAACAUCCGGGAUCACAAGAGGGCACAUCCCCAAGCACAGCAGCUCGCGGCCUCCAUUCUCGAUGACUUCCGAAUGCACUUCAUGAAUUACCAGAAGCCCUCUGUGUGCCAGGUGCCGGUUCUCACCUGAGUGCCUGCAGCUGUGCCCUCUGCUGUAGCUUUCCUCGUUGAAUUCUGUGUUGAAACCAGCUGUGCGAGUUUGUGGAGCAGCCAUCUUAUUACCUUUCUUUGUUGGUCUCUGUAAGUUUCAAAAGCUUGCGUUCAUUCUAUAGCAUCAUCCGGAUCAGGUUGGAAUUCGUCUGGGGACACCUUGUUGGUAGCGGUUUUGGAUAACUCGAACCAUGGAUGCUCUGGGGUGAGUCGGGGGCUUGUCUCACGCAGCAGUGCCAGCUUCUCUUCUGCAGCGCAGAUGCUUCUUCAUUCAGAGGGUGUCCUGAGGCCAGGACCCUUCACCCUCAAGGGAAAGCAAAAAGACCACAGGGCAGCCUGCAUUGUUGAUCCUCCUUCCAGGAAGCCACUGUGCUUUGAGAAGACAGAACCUCUGCUGGAAGGGAGAAGUGAUUUUUUUUUUUUUUUAAUGGCACCUUCUACCUUUUACAAAUUACCUUCUACUUGAGGCAGAGAAAGGUAAAAUACGUUUUUUAACCAUUUUGGGUUUUCUCCCUUGCAGCUUCACUGAUCAGACCGGGGGAGCAUGGCAUUGUGUCUGCUGGUGUGAUGGGAGUACCUAGUGGGCCUUAGGGCCGGGGAAAGGUAUUGCCAGAAGGGCCCCUGCGCCCCCCAGGCUCUUCUGAGAAUCAACUGCAAUUUUAAAUGUUUCUGAGAAUAAAGUAGCAUCCUGCUUGAUUGUCAGGAUAUUUUCAGAAUAGUUUUUUGUAGAGUGCCAUUUGUACUGUCCUUUGGAAUCAAAUGGGGAAAACAGCUCAUUUUUCCUUAUUCUACGCCGUGUCCCAAGCUAUGAGAGUUCCUGGCAGUACUGAAUGCUAGCUUUUGCUAACAGGAGGAUGCACCAUGGAACCCUUGUCUCUUGAGGUCCAGUGCGUAGCAGGCACCCCUUCAAGUAUGGGCUCAUUUACAACUCCCUGGGGCAACUCAGUGUCUCGUCCUCCCUUUGCAGAGUGCCCACAGCUGGUGUGCUGGUGCCGCUCUCACGCCACCGGCUCUCUGUGAGCCUCCCUCCCAGGACGCAGGGGCACAAGAGCAGCAAAUCCAUAGUGUCACUGGCCAGUGUCUGUGCCCAGCCAGAGCCCCAGCCCACUUAGGGAAUGACCACAAGUCCACUGCUGGAGAGGUGGCCUGGGUCCUAGAGGAGCAGGGCUGCCAAGACCAGUCUGUGCAGGUGAAUGCUGGCCCCUUUUCUUCAGGACGCUCUCUGCUUACUCACCUUCGCUCUUGCCCUCCUCCUCAGCGCCUUCAGGCUUCAGUUCAAUGUAACUGCCCAUUCCCUACCCUUGCUUCUCCACCCAAGCCAGCCACUCCCUCAGUGCUCCUGAAGGCCAGGAGUCCCCUGCUGCUCUGCGAUGGACAAGGAGGCGU